Molecule: messenger RNA, 1686 nt
Organism: Physella acuta
Lineage: Eukaryota; Metazoa; Mollusca; Gastropoda; Physidae
Source: RefSeq, a predicted model, not a curated record
AUGAAGAUCUGUUCGAGAAAGUUCAAGAAAUACCGGAUACAGAUGCUGGUGGUGCUAGUGGUGAUGGUGUCGGCCAAUCACGUGAUCCAAGUUUUAGUUGAAGACCACGCCACAGAGUACCAGAAGUUUGGUGAUGAUACAAGAGUUCUGGGACCUUUAACGUUCUGUCAGAGGAGGUCACAAGGUGGCCAGGUUACAGAGAGCUACGACAGGUUGACUGAGAUGAACUCAUCCAGGAAGACAAUGGAUGGACAGGUGUGUCAACAUCCACAGCUGGAUCCAUGUGAUCCACAAGUUCUACCCUUCGAUUACUUUGUCCAUCCUGUCAACUGCUCCAAGGCCGAUGACAACUGGGUCUAUGUAGACAACGGAACUUUCAGAAUUUCCAGGAAAUCUCUGGCCAGGUAUGGCGACAUCACCUGUGAUUACGUGUCUGUGGAGAGAGGUGAGACAGACUUUGACGUCAUGGAGGGCGAGCUGAUAGAAGACAUCAAAGACGGCUCUCCGAUCACGUCAGAUUUCUUUAAGGUAGGUUGUAAAUCUGUAUCCAACCACCGCUAUCAUAACAUCCAUGUGGGCGUGGCUUACAAGGAAUCGCUCCACUCCAGGUUCCGUCGUGCUGACCCAGGGGUCGUAACCAUGGGCUAUGACGUGUUCAUGUUUGGUUUUGACUCCAUGUCUAGAAUGGCCUGGCUGAGAAAUCUGCCCAAAUCCAGAGAGUUCUACACCAGAGAUCUGGAGGGGAUGGAGCUGACAGGCUACAACAUCGUCGGCGACGCAACCAUCAAUAAUCUCCUGCCCCUGUUGACGGGCCAGUCCCUAAAGGACCUGUACUCUGCCAGAUGGGACGACCCCUAUGCCAGCCAUGUGGAUGACUUCCCUUUUAUCUGGAAGAGUUUCAAGUCUGCUGGAUACGUCACGGCCUGGGGAGAGGACAUGGCUUUUCUUGGCACCUUCCAGAAAGAUAUAGAUGAUGAGGUUAACGACUUGACUAUGCGGCUGGUAGGAUUUAACUCUACCCCAACUGACCACUCGAUGCGACCGUACUUCAUAGCAGCAGAGUCGAUGUACAAACAUUUUCUGCCGUACUGUGUUGGGUCGGAGCCACUUCACAUCCGGUUCCUGAACUGGUUUAAGGAUGUUUUCAAGAUGUACGGGAGGAAACCAAAGUUUGUGUUUGGGUUCCAUUCUGAGUUCAGUCAUAAAAACAAUAAUGAAAUGAAGAAGAUGGACGAAGACCUGCUGAAUUUUUUAAAGUACCUGAACACAAGUGGAAUACUAGACCACACCAUCAUGAUCCUGAUGUCAGACCAUGGCACACGCUAUGAAGAAGUUAGAAGAACCCCACAAGGGAAGUUAGAAGAAAGACUGCCAUAUUUUUCUUUCAGAUUCCCACAUUCAUUCUACGAUAAAUAUCCUAAACAAUUUCUAAAUUUCAAAAAUAAUUUACAUAAGCUAGUCACCCCGUUUGACGUUUUAUUCCAGUUCUACCAAGUGACCUUCAGGACCUCGCCAAACGACGGCAUCUACGAGGCGACGGUCAAGCACUUGGUGCCGUCUGAUAGCCUUGUGGUCAGUGACUGGCAGAUUAGCCGGAUUAACCGUUACGGUGAGUCUGCUGAUUGCAUGCAACAAGUCAAACCACAGUUAAGACCAUUUUGUCACUGUACGAAAAGUGGGAUUUGA